Messenger RNA from Anisakis simplex (herring worm), 1296 nucleotides. Lineage: Eukaryota; Metazoa; Nematoda; Chromadorea; Rhabditida; Anisakidae. The record is from the annotation of a GenBank genome assembly.
AUGAAAGCGAGUGAGCGAAGACAGCCGCCAUUGGCAGCUGGGAAAGAUGCUGAAAAAGAUUCUUUGUGCAAAUUAUUCGAGCAAAAAAUUAACUUCGGUCAUCAGCACAUGAAAACUUCCAAACCUAAAUUGACCGCAAACAACAUUGAUAUUAAGCAAGGAGAUGAAUCGUCUUCUGCUGCUUAUUAUCAACCGAAUGCUGCCAUUUGUGCUGAAAGAAAAUCGUCGAUCAGUGAUUUACCCGCAUUUGAUACUGAGGAUCAGUCGGCAGUCACAGAAUUGCAACAGGAUGGUGUGAAUUUGAGAUAUGAAUAUGAGAUUAUUCUAAUCGCAGAAAUGGCUUCAAUGGGUCUUCCAAUGGAAUUCUCGAAGCCUCCAAGUGCUGAGAAGAAGAAGAAAGGUAAACGUAAACGAAAGAAAGCAGCCACCGAAUGCGUUAAUACUAGUGACAAUUGGAUGAUUGGACUGGACUUUGAGAACUAUUGGAGUUUAACUGGAACUCAAAUGGAUGAGAAAGUGAGGGAGGAACAAAUGGCGAGAACAUUGGAAUGUAAGCCGAACAAUUUGCUGGAAUGUCAUCGUAGCUUAAAGGAUUAUACGAAUAUUGUCUACUCGAAAGAGCCAACAAAAGAAUUCACAACAUGGGAGGAAUUAUACCAACGACAUUGUGAACUUGUGAAGGCGAAAACCAAAGAAGAUUUCGAGCGAUUACAACAACAGAGUGCAUUGAGCCGUUGUAAACAAUUCAUCGAAACGAUAACAGCUCUGAAAUUUGUUCCUGGUUAUGAGAUGGUUAAUGAGUCAGAAGCGAACUGUUGUGAUAACAGCACGAAAAUGUCAAAUGAUCCAGCGAUUAAAAUGUCACGCUCUAGUGGUGUGGUGGUUGAAGAUGCUCCAAUAAGUGGUGAUGAAAAGGAGCAAGUGCAGCCAACGAGGAAGAAGAAAUUACUGGAAAGGAGUUUAGUUAGUUAUGGCGAUAUGGAGAUGUUCGAUGAUGUUUAUGCGGAUUUCUAUGCUGAACCCUCGUAUUCAUCGAAUCAGCAGAAACCGACUGUCCACACUUCUAAGGCAUCAUUCAGUGAAGCAAAUGCUCAUCAACCGUUCUCGAGCAAUGACGAUGAGAUGAUUGAAAACGAUCGAAAAGAUGAUCAUCAAGAUGGAGAGGAUGACGAAGAGCGGUUGCUAUCGAUGGACGAGAAGUUGAAGUUCGAUUUCGGUUUUGAUGAGAAACGUGACGCGCAUUUGAUUGCCAAGAACUGUUUCAGUGUAUUUGCGAAUGAUCGGGUGAUUUAUUAA